AUGGCGACUUCUACAAGCGUUGCACCUGAGGCAUCUGUCAGAUGUGGAGUGCGGGCAGGGAGAGAGCAUUGGACUAACAUUAAAGUUGGACGUGAAAAGAGAAAUGGACCUGGGGUUCAGCAGUGGUCUGACGAAUCUAAAUAUGAAGGAGAAUUUGUGAAUGAUUUGAAGCACGGCACAGGAGUCUUCACCUGGACAAAUGGAGAGUUUUAUGAUGGCUCAUUCUACAAAGAUUAUCGUCAUGGAAAUGGGACUUAUUCCUGGCCAGCAGGCUUCAAAUUUGUUGGAAAGUUUUAUUUGAACCGGAAGGAGGGCUAUGGCAUUCAGACCUUCCCUGAUGGCACCACCUUUCAGGGGUUGUACCAUGCAGACGAGCGCUUUGGGCCAGGUGUGGUGACAUACCCAGAUGGACAUCAGGACGUGGGUCUGUGGCACCGGGAGAGGCUGCUGAGGCUGUGCACUGCUCUGGAGGGGGGCUUCACUCUCCAGGCCUUCCCAGAACACAUGGCUCAGAUCAACUGCAAGAAGGAGCCUAAGAACCAGUCCCAGAGCUCAGCCAAGGGGCCAGAGACCAAGGCCAAGCCUGGCACCAGGGGGGUUUGCAUGGACCCACUUCUCUCUCCUUACCAUGAGCUGCUGCAGGACGAACGCUUCAUCCUGCCCCCAGACAUGCACCGCUACUCCACAGACUCGGACCACCUGCCUGUGCCCUGGGGGCUGCGUAAGGAGCUGGACCUGCAAUUCUUCGGCGAGCACUGUGACAACCCAGACACUAACCCUGAUGUCUCAGCAGCUUUACCACUGCAGCAGCGCAUGCAGGCUCACAUCCAUAGACACAGGUUUGAGGUGGAGGCCCUGGACUGGGACGUGGAGGCUGUUCUGUCUGAGAACCGGCAAAGGUUUGGCCCUAAGGGAUCUCUGGAGCUCAACUCAGAGGGCCUCAUCCAGGAGGCCUCGCUGGGUGACCCGCAGAGUGUCUAUCGCAUCCUACGGGAUGGUAAGAUACACCCUGAUGUUGGCGAUGCCCGAGGACACACAGCACUCAUUGCAGCUACGGUCAACUGCCAUAAUGAUGUGAUCCACCUGCUCCUGGACAGCGGAGCAGAUGUGAACAAGCUCAACUGUGAGGGCAUGUCUGCUCUGGCUGUUUGUAAUGUCCUGUACUACCCAAUCCAGUCACUCCAUGAGACAGUUGCAGAGAAGGUCCCACAAAAGACCCACGCAAAAUCACAGGCUGUCAAAGCCCGGUCCCCAUCAGUGAACAGUCCUCAGAGCAGCAUAGUGGAAGCCACCAAAAACAGAGCCCAGACCACCAAACAGGCUGACCAGCCCAAUCAGGCUGACGACACUGCUCCAAAGGGCCACACCAACCAGGCUGAUAACGAGGCUAUGGACCGUGGCCAGUGUAAUGACAGUCAAGUGUCCCUUUACAAUGGCCAGGGUUAUUGUCAGGAAGAGGCUGACCAGGAUGAGGAUGAGCAGUACCUCCAGGAAUGCAGUGACCAGGCUGCCCUGGACCUAGACCGCAUGGACAUGAUGGUGGUGAGGGAAAGGCGCUCCAUCCAGGUGCUGGAUGGAAACAUCCCACUGGGCUGUGUCCCCUGGCAUGAGGGUGGUGGCUCUUAUGAUCUGACCCAGCAGCAGGAGGAGGGAGAGGCCGGGUCAGAGGAGGACCGGAGGAGGAGGGAGAGGAGAGGCAGCCUUAUGGCUGACCCAGCGUUUGACUCGACCCGCUCCCUGGCCAGCUUCCACAUCCAUGUCACAGAGGAGGUCAUGCAGAAGACGGCCGAGGCCUUAAGCCGAUCGGGCCUGGUACCACAUGCUGACACCCAGGAGACCGUCCGCAAGAUGGCCCUCAUGAAGACAGAGCACAGGGGAAGGUGGACCACCAUGAAGCUGCUACUGGACAGGGGAGCAGACCCUAACGCCUCCAGUGUGCCCAUGCCUGUCCUCUUCCUGGCCAUCAAGGCAGGCCACAUCCAAGCUGUCAGGCGUCUGCUGGAGUGUGGAGCACGCACUGAUAUGUGCCUGCCUUCAGAACAAAGGGGUUUCUACCCCCUGCACAUCGCUGCAGCUCUCCCCGGGGCAGAGGGCCCCAAAAUCACUGAGCUGCUGCUGCACGCCGUGGCAGACCCAGAUGUCACUGCCCAAGACGCUCACGAGGUGUUUAAGCUGGACAAGAAUGCUAGGGAGGUUGUGUCACUGCUCCUCUCCCACAAGGCAAGCACCAAUCUCCUGUGGAGUGGCCACUCUCCCCUCUCUCUAGCUAUCGCUAGCGGCAACGACUUGGCUGUUGAUGAGCUGUUGGCUGGGGGUGCUGACCCCAACCUCCCCCUGACCCGCCGGGUGGGCAGUGCCCUCUGUGCCAUGACCAAUAUCAGCUACGACUGUGCGGCUCACCUCCGCAACAGAACCAAGCUGCUGGAGAAACUGAUGAAGGCUGGUGCCAACAUACUGAUGCCAGUGGUGGUUGGUGAGGGCCGCAGGUGUGCUGUGGGCACCGCUGUGGACUACGCCCACUAUGCAUUUCACCAGGACUGGCGCAUCGCCCACACCCCGUACCAUGCCCUGAACCAGAGGGAGAGAGAGGCAUACAAUGCCCGCAGACAGAUCCUCAGCGUGAUGGGAGACCUGCUGCGUCAGGCAGUCAUCAGGAUGGAGAGACAACGUGUAGAGAGGGAGCAGGGCCUGGGCAUCAGCAGUGUUAGUCCCACAGAGAAGUUUGUGUACACUGGAGCAGGAGCCACUCCUCCCUGGAACAAGGCAGCCAGAGCAAUUCUCUCUGAGGAGCAGGACAGCACAGACUCUCUCCCUCAGCAGAUAGAACAGCAGCAGAGGGCAGAGCAGAGGAAGCCCCUGUUUAAAUACUGCUACCAGUGUGGCCGUUCUGUGGGUGUGGUCCUGAUCGCCUGCAGCCGCUGUCACGAGGUGUUCUACUGUAGCAAGACGUGCAAGAUGAAGGCCUGGAACGACCGCCACAAGGAUGAGUGUGUCCGUGUACCAGUGUUUGCCGAAUCCCAAAAGAACCCCACCAAGGCAUCGCUGAUAGAGCAGAUGAAGGUCCAUCUGAAGCGUGACAGGUUAAAGGAGAAGCUGGCAAGAGGGUUACUACAGGCUAAGCCCAAAGACCCAAACAGCUCUAUGAGGAAGGCCAAAAGCAGCGAGGGCUCUCAGGAUCCAGCCACUCGGAGACGAUAUUUAGGAGCCGGGGCCAAAACCAAGACGGGCCAGCUCAACCUAGCCCAGAAACUCUCAGAGAGCCACUAUGGAAACCUGAAAGAGAACUACAGCUUCAUCUGA
Salvelinus namaycush (lake trout) is the source of this 3300-nucleotide messenger RNA. It is a transcript of the gene ankmy1, whose product is annotated as ankyrin repeat and MYND domain containing 1. Gene Ontology annotation, molecular function: protein binding. The transcript has 16 exons. Bases 1 to 3300 code for a protein of 1099 amino acids. The record is from RefSeq and is a predicted model, not a curated record. NCBI's taxonomy places the organism in Eukaryota, Metazoa, Chordata, Actinopteri, Salmoniformes, Salmonidae.